UGCCGGUUGCUGUAGCAGCAGAAACAACAGCAUUCCCAGGGUUCUUGGAUGUGCAGCUGAAAUAAGAAAGCCACUGUGUGACGUGGCUGCUCUCUGUUACAGGUCCCGGCCUGAUCAGCUUCACUAUACACACACUCCUUUCAGUAACACACACUCUUAAUCUCAGCUCAGGGUUAACAGAAGCUGCACCGUUUUAUCAAACACAACCAACCCGUCAUUCAUCUGUCACUUUCCAUAUCACACACACAAUAACUGGUACGCAUUCCACACACUCGCCUUUUAGUUCAUCAUUAGCAUCAUGCUGAGCCAGGAGUUCCUGCAGAAGCUGAGGUUGCUAGAUCUGGAUGAUCUCAGACAGUAUUUCAGGGGUCUCUCCGCCCCCAUGUUGGUCAGCAUGGGUGCAGUGGCUGCUGCGACAACAUACUACCUGGCAACACGGCCCAAAGCCCUCCCACCGCUCUGCGACUACCGCAUGCAGUCAAUUGAGAUCCCGGGCGGAGAGUUGGCACGCCAAUCAGCUCUGCAGAGCGGUGAUGGUCCCAUCACAUAUUUCUACGAUGAUGCCAAAACAAUGUACGAGUUCUUCCUCAGAGGUGUUCGAAUCUCUGAUAAUGGUCCUUGUCUGGGCUCCAGGAAACCAAAACAGCCCUAUGAAUGGAUGUCCUACAGAGAGGUAAUGGAGCGCACAGAGAAUCUGGGUUCAGCAUUUCUUCACAAAGGACACUCCAAGACCACUGACCCACACAUUGGCAUCUUCUCUCAGAACAGACCUGAGUGGACCAUUAGUGAGCUGGCGUGUUACACCUAUUCUCUGGUGUCAGUCCCUCUGUAUGACACACUGGGAACAGAAGCCAUCCAAUACAUUAUAGACAAAGCUUCCAUCUCGACGAUAGUGUGCGACGUGGUGGAUAAAGUCAACCUGGUGCUGAACUGUGUUAAGGACAGGGAACACUCUGUGAAAACCAUCGUGCUCAUGGAGACCCCCAGUGACGAGCUGGUCAGCAGGGGGCAACAGGCUGGAAUCCACAUCCUCAGCCUGCAGGAGAUGGAGGCAAUCGGGAAGUCCAACCAUCGCCAACCAGUGCCUCCACAACCUGACGACCUGGCUCUCAUCUGCUUCACCAGUGGAACAACAGGAAACCCAAAGGGAGCUAUGUUAACGCAUAAGAAUAUUGUGUCGAACUGCUCAGCCUUCAUCAAACUGACAGAGGUCUCCUGUCCAAUGUCUCCCAGUGAUGUCCAUAUUUCCUUCCUGCCCUUGGCUCAUAUGUUUGAGAGGCUAGUACAGGCACUGAUGAUUGUUCAGGGAGCCAAGAUCGGCUUUUUCCAGGGAGAUAUCCGUCUGCUUUCAGACGACCUGAACACGCUGAGGCCUACUGUGUUCCCUGUGGUACCCCGACUGCUAAACAGAAUGUAUGAUAAGAUUUUGGGGCAGGCCAACACCACUUUGAAGCGCUGGCUGCUGAAUUUUGCCUACCGUAGGAAGGAGGCAGAGAUGAAGAAAGGCAUCAUGAGGAGAGACAGUAUCUGGGAUCGACUCAUCUUCCAGAAGGUCCAGGCCAGCCUUGGAGGUCGCGUGCGUCUCAUACUAACCGGUGCUGCUCCCAUCUCUCCUACUGUCCUCACCUUCAUCAGAGCUGCAAUGGGCUGUCAGUUCUAUGAAGGCUAUGGACAGACGGAGUGUACUGCUGGAUGCACCAUGACCAUGCCCGGUGAAUGGAAUGCAGGUCAUGUUGGCGCUCCUCUGCCCUGUAACACAAUCAAAUUGGUAGAUGUGCCUGAGAUGAACUACCUGGCUGUGAACGGAGAAGGAGAGGUGUGUGUGAAGGGUCCCAACGUGUUCCAGGGCUAUCUGAAGGACCCUGAGAGGACUGCGGAGGCUAUCGAUGCAGAUGGAUGGCUUCACACUGGAGACAUUGGAAAAUGGCUUCCUAAUGGCACACUGAAGAUCAUGGACAGAAAGAAGCACAUCUUUAAGCUGGCGCAGGGGGAGUACAUUGCUCCUGAGAAGAUCGAGAAUAUCUACAUUAGGUGCGAUGCAGUGGCACAGGUCUUUGUGCAUGGAGACAGUCUGCAGGCGUGUCUGGUAGCAGUGGUGGUUCCUGACCCUGACUUCCUGUCUGGCUGGGCCAAGAGGACCCUGGGACUGGAGGGCAGCUAUCAGGAACUAUGUGGCAAAGCGGAAGUCAAGGCAGCCAUCUUGGAGGACAUGGUGCGACUGGGCAAGGAAGGAGGCCUCAAGUCGUUUGAGCAGGUGAAGGCCAUCUACGUCCACACCGAGCUGUUCUCGAUCGAGAACGGCCUGCUCACUCCAACACUGAAGGCCAAGAGGACCGAACUGCGGCAACACUUUAGAUCUCAGAUAGAGGAGCUGUACGCUGGGAUCAAGCUGUAAAAGGAGAGACAGGGAGCAAAAUGGAAUAACAGACACUUAAGUUCUAACAAAGUGUGUUUUUAGAGAAAGAGAAAUGGUAAAGCACACAUGGCGGAGCAAAUGAAGAGGUCCUGUCAUCAGCCUGUUUGGUCCUUAUGGUCAGUAACACGACAAACAACAGGAACAGGACCGGAUGUAGCGUUUAACGGAAAUUUAAAUCAGAGCAUUUAGAACAAAAUUGAUGACCUAUAGGAGCUACGGUAGAGAAUACAAGACCUCUUAAGGUCUAGAGUAGAUUUUAUUCUUAAAAUAAACGUGUCUAUGAUAAAAUAUUCUAUGUACAGUACAAAUUCUGCAAUUAUGUUUUGAUUCUAAUCAGCUUUUUUGUGAUAGCGUCACCAUUAAGGGUGUUUUAAAGGGAAACUAUUAAAGUGCAGCUUUGACAUCUCAGGACUUUAGUGUCGAGAACCACACAGUACGUCAUACACACACACACACACACACACACACAAUUUUAACUUCAAGACGUGUACCACUAAAACGGGUUUACUGAGGGACAAAUGUUGGAUCAGGAGCCAUAUUGAUCACUGCAACCCAAACAGCUCCACGCUAUAAUAUAAAGUUUCAGGUCUUUGAUGAGAGUGUUUUUGUCAAAUGUUAUUUUAACUAAGAUUUUCAAGUUUGUUCUGUAGAAAGUUGAAAUCUACAAUGGUUACCGAGAUUCUUUCAGGUCCUUAAAUCUUGUAAUGAAAUAAGCUUGGGUCCAGUUAGGACACCGGGAACCAGCUGAGUAAGCCAUCUUAAAGGUCAUGUAAACAAAGCAAACUGUAAACAAGGGAUUUUGGUGCUAAAGAAUAGAAAGGGAAAAGGGAAAUGGUUUCAAUGUUUUAAUUUAUUUAUGAUGUUAACAUAAGGGGAAAGAGUUGUUGAAGGCAUCUGUUUUCUUAAGUUAUUUCAUCAUGCUGUCGUAGGGUGAAACUAUUCAUUUAAAAAUGACAUUGACUAAAUGACAUCCUUUUGAAUGUUUAUGGUUUUAAGUUAAUGAAAGUACAUUUGAAUGUGGACUUGCUAUAACUGUUUUUACUGUCAUUUCAGAUUUGUUUUGUAAAAACUGUAAUUAAA
Messenger RNA from Plectropomus leopardus (leopard coralgrouper), 3496 nucleotides. Its product is annotated as long-chain-fatty-acid--CoA ligase 1-like. NCBI's taxonomy places the organism in Eukaryota, Metazoa, Chordata, Actinopteri, Perciformes, Serranidae. The record is from RefSeq and is a predicted model, not a curated record. Gene Ontology annotation, cellular component: membrane; endoplasmic reticulum. Gene Ontology annotation, biological process: long-chain fatty acid metabolic process. Gene Ontology annotation, molecular function: long-chain fatty acid-CoA ligase activity.